AUGGCCUCAAGCAAUUGCUCCUUACCUUCACCUCCUAUUUUUUCUGGUGAAAACUACCAGAUAUGGGCUGUCAAAAUGAAGACUUAUUUGAGUGCUUUUGAUUUGUGGAAAGUAGUGGAAAAUGAGAAGGAACCACCACAACUUCCUGUAAAUCCAACAGUAACUCAAAUGAAAAAUUAUAGUGAAGAAAAGGUAAAGAGGUACAAGGCUAAAAGCUGUAUUGAGUCUUCAGUUUUUGAUGACAUAUUCAUUAGAAUCAUGACUUGUGAAACUGUAAAACAAGCUUGGGAUGUGCUCAAGGAAGAGUUUCAAAGCAGUGACAAGACAAGACAAAUGCAAGUGUUGAAUCUUAGAAGAGAGUUUGAAGUCUUAAAGAUGAAGGAGUCUGAAAAUUUAAAGGAGUACAAUGACAGACUCAUGAAGAUAGUAAACAAGAUUAGAUUACUUGGUGAGGAGCUGUCAGACAAAAGAAUUGUAGAGAAGGUUCUUGUCAGCUCACCAGAGAGCUUAAGAGCAAAGAAGGGCUAUCAGACAAGAGGAUUCAAUAGAAGGUGCUUUUACAGCCAAAGAGAAAGACAAGAUGCAAAUAGAAAGCAAAGGCAGAAAAUAAGGAGAUCAAAGAAACCAAGACUACUCAUUUGGAGAAAUAUUACUGGUACAGACCUAACAUACAAUGUAGGUACUGUAAGCAGCUUGGUCACAUGGAGAAGAACCUCCUCCAGUGCAUGGCUCAUUGACAGUGGCUGCACACACCAUAUGGCAUCUGAUAUCAACAUAUUCAAAGAACUAGACAAGACCUGCACCUCUAAAGUCAGAAUAGAUCAAAACCUGUUGAGUGUAGGACAGUUGCUAGAAAAUAACUACUCUUUAGUCUUCAAAGACAAGGCAUGCAUAAUUCAUGAUCCCACUGGCCAUGAACUCUUUACUGUUAAUAUGAAAAGAAAAUAUUUUUCCUUGAAUUGGCAUGAAGCAAACUCCUCUGUAUAUGUUACUUCACAUGAUGAAUCUUCUUUAUGGCAUAAAAGGAUGGGACAUUUCAACUACAAUGCAUUGAAUUUCAUGCAUAAAAAUGAUCUUGUAUUAAACAUGCCUACUGUUGAAGUCAAUGCUGGAGUGUGUGAAGUCUGUCAACUAGGAAAACAAAGUAAGUUGCCAUUUGUAAUUAACAAAGCAUGGAGGGCAACUGAAAAAUUACAACUUGUUCAUACUGAUAUUUACUUCAUGAAACAAAAGUCUGAAGUUGCAAAUGUAUUUUGGAAGUUCAAGGCUUGGAUUGAGAAUCAAAGUGGCUGCAAAAUCAAGAUCAUAAGGUCAGACAAUGGUACUAAAUACACAUCUGACAGAUUUAAUGAGUUUUGUGAAGUUGCAGGAAUUGAACACCAACUGACAGCAACUUACACUCCACAACAAAAUGGAGUCAGUGAAAGGAAGAAUAGAACAAUCAUGGAGAUGGCAAGAUGCAUGCUGUUUGAGAAGAAUCUUUCAAAGAAAUUCUGGGCAGAGACAGUCAAUACCUCUGUCUACUUACUCAACAGGCUGCCUACAAAAGCUUUGAAGGGAAACACUCCUUUUGAAGCCUGA
Molecule: messenger RNA, 1581 nt
Organism: Durio zibethinus
Lineage: Eukaryota; Viridiplantae; Streptophyta; Magnoliopsida; Malvales; Malvaceae
Source: RefSeq, a predicted model, not a curated record